CCAAGGCGUUGGGAUUGGUCGGGACCCUGGAGGCGACUCCGAACGUGGCGCGGGGUUUGCCAGCUGCGGCGUGGCGGGGACUGGUGGGCGGAAUGUCCCAAGCCGGUGGCGGUGCGGACGGUGAUGCGGGACAAGAAAACUCUGCUGCUGCCGGCCCGUUCAGCUUCAGCCCGGAGCCCACGCUUGAGGACAUCCGACGUCUCCAUGCAGAAUUUGCUGCUGAACGGGACUGGGAGCAGUUCCACCGACCUCGGAACCUGCUCCUAGCCUUGGUGGGAGAAGUGGGUGAGCUGGCGGAACUCUUCCAGUGGAAGUCUGAUGCAGAGCCUGGUCCUCAAGCCUGGCUGCCAAAGGAACGAGCAGCCCUUCAGGAGGAGCUCAGCGACGUCCUCAUCUACCUGGUGGCAUUAGCAGCCCGUUGUCGUGUGGAUUUACCUCGAGCAGUAAUUGCCAAAAUGGACACCAACCGACGACGCUACCCAGUCCAUCUCUCCCGAGGUUCUGCCUGCAAGUACACAGACUUGCCCCACGGGGCCAUCCCCGAAAACCAGGCUGUAGGGGCUGCAGAACCUACCUCUGAGUUUGAAAGCCAGGCCUCCACCUAGGAAACAGUGUCAGAACAGCAGAGAUGGACUCGUUCUAGUCCGUUCUUAACUGAGUCAUAGGUCUGAGGCCCGGGUUUCCAAAAGAUAAUCUCCUGGUCUCUUCUCUCUCAAUAAAAUGAUACAUGACAACGACGUCUAGAUUUUUCCUGGGUGGCUAGGUGGAACAUCUCAGGGCCUUCAGAGAAGCAGGCUUACAAAAGCAGAGAACCGGAAGUAAAUGUGGGCCACAAGGCUUUGAUGAGUGCAGAAUACAGCUUCCUUUCCUCUUUGGUCCCUUGGUACAAGUAAAGGCCACCCACCCCUCUCACCUGGCUAAUUCUGUUCUUCCUCUGCAACGAGGUGGUACUGUGUGAAUGAUUUAUGUGGUGUGUAACCUAAGGCACCCCCCCUUCCCCUAAGACUGUUAGGCCUGCCUCCCCAAAACAGGGUCACACAGAGAAAGCAGUAGUAGUGAUUAUCUGCCCCUCAGCCUGUUUGCACAUUAGUGAAGUGAGGGUUUCCCAGCACCCUCUCCUGCCCCUCUUGCCUUCCCAGGUAAAGCAAGUAAGUCAUCAUUAAACUG
This is a messenger RNA of Alexandromys fortis (reed vole), 1167 nucleotides long. It is a transcript of the gene Dctpp1, whose product is annotated as dCTP pyrophosphatase 1. Gene Ontology annotation, molecular function: dCTP diphosphatase activity. Gene Ontology annotation, cellular component: cytosol. The transcript is spliced from 3 exons. Gene Ontology annotation, biological process: DNA protection; dCTP catabolic process. NCBI's taxonomy places the organism in Eukaryota, Metazoa, Chordata, Mammalia, Rodentia, Cricetidae. The record is from RefSeq and is a predicted model, not a curated record. The coding region runs from base 93 to 605 and encodes 170 amino acids.